UGUUGCGAGAGAGGAGAGAGGAGAGAGGAGAGAGGAGAGAGGAAGAGUUUUUCUUUUCUCUGCCUUGGUUUCUUUGGGCCUGCCUAUAUGUUUACUACUACUCUCUGUUCUGUAUCACGCAGGCCUGAGCCAUCAUCUCAUCUCAUCAGCUCCACCAUUUUCCUUUCUUCGCUAGCUCGAUCUCUUUCUUAUCUCCUUUCUUCUCUCUUUCUUCUUUCCACCAUCUUUCCAUUCACCCUGCUGAUCUCCACCUCUUUCUCUCACUCGGGCUCGCCCUGGCCGCCUUCUCUCCUCCCAUUUUUCAAAUCGGGGAACUACAGAUCCGAGGAAAUAUAGAAUCAUCCAUCAAUCAAAGCAUCAAAUCAAAGCAUCAAAUCAAGAAUCAUAGCGAAAGCAGUUAGGAAGAGAAUCUUAUUCGCUCAUCUCAGCUAGCUCUCUCCCUCCCCAGUCUCUCUCAGGCGACAAACACUACCACGACUACAGCACCCGCGCGCGCGGCGGCUGCAGGGAGGGCAAGGAUUCCGUCCCCUCGAUCGCCUAGCUCCUUCCAUUCCAUCGAUCGAUCGCGUCGGUUGGCCACCCACCCGACCACCCACCACCCGUCAAAUCCCACCACCAUGUCAUCCUCCUCAGCCGCCUUUUCCUUGGACCACCUCUCCCCACCCCCUUCCGAGCACCUCUGCUACGUCCACUGCAACUUUUGCGACACCGUCCUCGCGGUGAGCGUUCCCUACACCAGCUUGUUCAAGACGGUGACGGUGAGGUGCGGCCACUGCACCAACCUCCUCUCCGUCAACAUGAGAGGCCUUCUUCUCCCCGCCGCCAACCAGCUCCACCACCUCAGCCAUGGCUGCUUCAACCCACCUCAUCAAAACCUCCUGGAUGAGCUGCAGUGCCAGCCGCCGAGCUUGCUGCUGGAUCCCUCCAUGCUAUGCAAUACUAACAACGGCAACAGCUGCAGCAACAACGGCAGCAGCCUCAUCAGCAGCAACGCCGCCGCCGGCAUUAACAACGGCAACGCUAUGGCGCCUGCAGUGAAAGGGGUGGAAGACGACCAGCUCCCACGCGCCCCAGUGGUCAACAGACCUCCGGAGAAGAGGCAGAGAGUUCCAUCUGCGUACAAUCGAUUCAUCAAGGACGAAAUCCAACGCAUUAAGGCUGGGAAUCCCGACAUCACUCACAGGGAGGCCUUCAGCGCCGCUGCGAAGAACUGGGCCCACUUUCCGCACAUCCAUUUCGGCCUGAUGCCCGAUCAGGGUCUGAAGAAGGCCAACCUGCGCCAGCUUCCGGAAGGGGCUGAGGAUGUUCUUCCCAAGGAGGGCUUCUACCCCACAGCCGCUGCCGCUGCCGCUGCCUCUGCCGCUGCCGCUGCCGCUGCCGCUGCUGCUGCAAACACGGGAGUCACUCCUUUCUAAGCGCCAAGGACGACACACACAAACAAACACACCUUCUCUCUCCAUCUCCCCCCUCUGCUGCUACUGCCGCUACUGUUGCUGCUGUUGUUGUUCUUAGGGUUACUACUACCCCUUUACUUUCGCUUAUUUUCUCUUCCUCUUUUUUUUCUUCUUCUUCUUCUUCACUUCUUUUUCUUUUUCUUUUUUCUUUCUUUUCUUUUCUUUUGUUUCCGAGUUGUUGUACUUUAAAUGGAUGUCGAGUUUGGGCCGGCACGGCUGCGGAGGGUGCAAACGCCUGAGGGAAAAGGUUGGUGUGCGCUCGCCCGUGGCUAACUAGCCGUGCCUUAAUUUGUCUACCAACGCGUGUGCUCUCUUUCUCUCAGUCUCUCUCGCUAUGUGGAAAGACUUUGAACUGUUUGGCAAGUGCUAUAUUUCUAUUGUUCCUAUUUGCUUUUAGAUGCUUGUCGUUAGGCUUUGCUCUUCAUCAAUGUUCGCCACCAGGUAUGCAUGCAUGCAUGCAUAUC
Messenger RNA from Zingiber officinale, 1918 nucleotides. RefSeq names its product protein YABBY 4-like. Bases 618 to 1415 code for a protein of 265 amino acids. Lineage: Eukaryota; Viridiplantae; Streptophyta; Magnoliopsida; Zingiberales; Zingiberaceae. The transcript is spliced from 7 exons. Gene Ontology annotation, cellular component: nucleus. Gene Ontology annotation, biological process: cell fate commitment; polarity specification of adaxial/abaxial axis; abaxial cell fate specification. The record is from RefSeq and is a predicted model, not a curated record.